Messenger RNA from Tarenaya hassleriana, 3620 nucleotides. RefSeq names its product myb-related protein 3R-1. The coding region runs from base 369 to 3371 and encodes 1000 amino acids. The record is from RefSeq and is a predicted model, not a curated record. Gene Ontology annotation, cellular component: nucleus. The transcript has 13 exons. Gene Ontology annotation, biological process: regulation of DNA-templated transcription. NCBI's taxonomy places the organism in Eukaryota, Viridiplantae, Streptophyta, Magnoliopsida, Brassicales, Cleomaceae. Gene Ontology annotation, molecular function: RNA polymerase II cis-regulatory region sequence-specific DNA binding; DNA-binding transcription factor activity, RNA polymerase II-specific.
UGGAAAUCAUCCGCCCUUUGAGUUUGAAUAAGCUGCUCACGCGACCGUUUUGUUCCUCUCUCUCUCUCUAUUUUCUCUCGCUUUCUUGAGAUAAAUUCUCUUUUUCCAAACAGGCUCUGGAUUUUUCUCUGUGAUCAAGCUAUCUAGUUUUCGCUUUUGUUUCUUGGGACGGGCCGCCUUUGGUCUCUCCAGUUGCGCGAAGUCUCGAUCGAUUUGUGGUCAUGUUUAUGCUGCUCGUGGAAUGGUGCAAACGAAGGGCUGAAAUCGUUGUAGGCUAUUGACUAUAAUGUUUCGGAGUACAAAUUGCGAAGAAAAUAAACGUCGUGUUGGGAUUGGGGUAAACAUUGUUGCUUUUUUGUUGAGAAAGUAUGCAAGGUGAGUGUACACCAGUCUCAAACCUCAAUGAGGGGCUCAUUGAUGGAAACCAACGAACGCGUCACGGGAGGACUAGUGGCCCUGCAAGACGUUCCACCCGGGGUCAAUGGACAGCAGAGGAGGAUGAGAUCCUGAGAACGGCUGUAGAGCGUUUUAAAGGAAAGAACUGGAAAAAGAUAGCCGAAUGUUUCAAGGAUCGGACAGAUGUCCAGUGCCUGCACAGGUGGCAGAAGGUGUUAAACCCAGAACUUGUGAAAGGGCCGUGGACAAAAGAGGAGGAUGACAUGAUAAUUCAGUUAGUCCAUAAAUAUGGACCGAAGAAGUGGUCCACAAUUGCUCGGUAUUUACCUGGGCGUAUAGGGAAGCAAUGCAGAGAAAGGUGGCAUAAUCACCUCAAUCCUUCCAUAAACAAGGAGGCCUGGACUCAGGAAGAGGAGCUAAUUCUGAUUCGUGCCCAUCAGAUUUAUGGAAAUCGAUGGGCAGAGCUAACAAAGUUCUUGCCUGGGAGGACGGAUAAUGGGAUUAAAAAUCACUGGCACAGUUCGGUUAAGAAGAAGCUUGAUUCCUACCUGGCGUCUGGCCUUCUUGAUCAGUACCAGGCCUUGCCUGUAGUUCCUUUCCAGAAGAGUUCCAUGUUUUCAUCUUCUGGUCUUAUGCAGAGAACUACUGAUGAUAGUGGGUGCUCAGGUGGAUUGGAAGAGAAGGAACCUGAAAGUAGUAGUCAGAAUUCAAGUACGGCUGGCUACUCACUAUCUGCUACAGAUUUUCCUGGACUUUCAAGUACCGGGCAACACUUCCACACAAGUGAAAAUCCAUGCGAGAAUGAGCAUGCCACACUAGCAGCAUAUAAUCUAGAUCGGUUUUUCUACCCUGAAUUGGAAGAUAUAGCAGCCACUGUUUCAGAAGUAUCUUGUGAAAUGGAGGAUUCCUCAAAGUUUCCUGAUCACAGUGUAGUAACUUCUUCAAGCCAGGAUUGCCAAUUCAGUUUGCAAGAUCUACCUGAUAUUGCUUCACUUGAGCUGAGGCAGGAAAUAUCAGAGUUAUCUACCAUCUACAUGAAUGAGGGAAUCAAAUCUAAAACUCCACCAGUUCAGACAUCAUCUAGUUUGCAAGAUUCGAUUUCUAUGCCAAGUAUGGAUAUUGCUAGUUAUCAACACUUAACAAAUCUUUUGAUAUCUGAUGGUGAAUGUUCUGGGGUCCUUUUCACCAAUCAAGAAAAUAAGGAGCUGUAUGUCUCUGGAUCCUUGCUUCAAGAGCCAAAAGUGGCUGAUCCUGCAGAACAUCGAGAUUCUUCUCUCUGCUCAUCAUCUUCAGACAAUCAGAUAUCAGAAGCUACCAAAACUCUUGCUCUGCAAAGCUGUUCUUCAAGAUUCUCUGCACUGGCAGCACCAUGCAAGGAAACUCUCCGGCCCACUCCUUUGAUAAUAUCAUCUGAUAAGUGUACUAAGGAAUCAGCUAGGUUGAUCUGUCAUCCUUUUGAGGUAGAACCAAAAUGCGGCAUAAAUGCAAAGGAUAGUUUCAUAUACAUUGAUGUUCCAACCAAUUCUCCUUGUGCCAAUGAGGAAACUGAAACUUCUGGCCAAAAGGACCAAUCAUAUCAUGUGAAUGACUCCAAAAAGUUGGUUCCAGUAAAUGAUUUUGCUUCUCUGUCAGAUGUUAAGCGAGACUCCCCUCCUAUCAAAUGCGAGCCAGAUGUGAAUAAGGAGAUGCAGCAUGAAGACCUGGGAGCUUCUUGUCAUGAAUCUCUUUGUUUUCCCAGCCUAGAUCUCUCUUUUUUCAGCUGCGAUCUUACGCAAUCAAAGAAUGAUUUGCUGCAAGACUAUAGCCCUCUUGGUAUGCGCAAGCUACUGAUGUCCACUGUGACAUGCAUGAGUCCCCUUAGGCCAUGGGACUCUCCCACUCGAGAUCACAGUCCAGGUGCUGUUCUCAAAGCUGGAAAAAAGACAUUUGUUGGUGCACAAUCAAUCUUGAAGAAACGGAACCGCGAGCUUCUGACACCACUAUCAGAAAGAAGAAGUGAUAAAAAGCUUGGAACUGAUAUAACAAGCAGUUUGGCAAGAGAUUUUUCACGUCUAGAUGUCAUGUUUGGUGAGAGUGGGGAUCAAGAAUCAUCUCUAUCAUCUCCUACAUCUAUAUCCGUGAACUAUAUUGGUGCCUCCCAUGAAGACAAAGAAAACUGUUGUCGAGCUUUGAAUGUAGAGCACGAAGAAAAUGGGAAGGAUAAGUCUUCUUUGCUGUCAAGUCGUAAAAUGUCUGUGGAAAACAUCCAUUGCAGAAAUUCUCUUAAGAAUGGAGAACAAGCUUGCUCGGAAUCAAAUACUGAGGCAAAGGAUGUAUCUGAACCAGCUGCUCAAAAUGAUGAGAGCAUCUACUGUGUUCUUCCAGAACGCAAUACCAACAAACAAGUUCCGUUUUCACCUGAUCAAUCCAUUUCCAGGGCAGAAAAAUCACAAGUUUCCACCCCAGGAAGCCACUUGCACAGAACUCUUAUGGUCACUUCUAACAAAGAACAUUCUUCUGCAAGUCUCUGUUUGGUCAUUAAUUCGCCUUCUCGCAUAAGAAACAUGGAGGAUCAUCUUGUUGACAGCAGCACAAGCAAUAUUGCCAACGAUAAUCUUAGCAUAUUAUGCGGAACUCCAUUCAGGAGAAGUCUUGAAUCCCCAUCAGCCUGGAAAUCUCCCCUGUUCAUCAACUCUAUCUUUUGCAGUCCAAGGUUUGACACAGAAAUGACCCUUGAGGACAUUGGCUACAUUUUCAGCCCUGGGGACAGAAACUACAACGCUGUAGGACUCAUGAAACAUCCAAGUGAGCAUAAGGCCGAAGCAUCGACAGAUGUUAAGGAAGUUCCAUCAGGUGACGAAGCUCCAAAAAAAUCAUCGAGACAUACCCAGAUGAACAAAGAUAACGAAAAUGCUCGUGGUGUCCAGGAGGAGCGCCGUGUGCUGGACUUCACCGAUUGCGAGUCGCCGGUGAAAUCAAUCAACUUCAAACGUUAAACAUUCCACCUACUGCAGAGAGAAUCCAGCCUGUGGUUCGAUUUCGGAUUUGGAUUUUGGCCACCAACCACGGGUAACCUGAGCAAAGAGGGUGUGUGAGGGCGUGUAGGUGAGACUGGAAAUGGACGUGAGGACGUGAGGGCAAGGGAGGCAACAGUAUUGUCGUGACUGAGGUACGAAGAAUCGCUCGUUCGUCCUUACAUAGCCUUGCCUCUCGGGACCGAUACAUCUCUCUUUCCACGCGUUGAC